CGUUCCGGCUUCGGCUGGGUCGGUUGCACUUGCCACCAGGGGGGGGGCUUCCAGUGCGAGGCGGCUCAUCCACCCCAUUCGCACCUCCAGGCCGGGUCCCCGCCUCGCUGCCGCCGCGGGCCGAGAGAGGAGGAGCUCGGGAGCCGCUUUGGCCCGCUGCUCCAGCUGCCGCCGCUGCUCCUCUUGGCAAACUACAUCUCCCAGACUCCUCUUCCCUCCCUCGCCACCGCCUCCUCCUCCUCCUCGCACCCGGAGCACAGCCCGGCGGCGGCGGCGGCAGCGUCAGCAGAAGCCGCACCAGCUCAGCCCCGACGCCGCUCCUUGCGCGGGGGAUCCCGGCCGGAGUUGGGCAGGCGCAAGCGCGCGGGGCAGCCCGAUAAUUGCACUCUGGGAUUGAAUUGGACAGGAAAUGAAAUGACGGGUGUUCUAAUGAAGACAAAUGCCUUUGUUUUAAUGAGCAAUUGAGAAAGACCCAGUUAUAAGGAGCAGGACCCAAAGCUAUAGACAUAUGUGUGUAUAUAUAGAUUUCACACCUCUGCAGAUAAGUUGCUAGAUUCUCUGUUUUGGAAAGAGGUUCUAAGAUAAGACAGGACCAUGUACUCAUUUCUGCCAGAGAACUUCACUCCUGUGAAGCCAAAACCAGUCAAAGAGUUGAAACCCAUGAUUGUUGCCAUUGUGCUGGGCCUCAUCCUAUUUAUUGCCGCAGUGGUAGCCUGGUGCUACUAUGUGGCUUCUCUUCGGAAAGCAGAGAGGCUGAAGACAGAACAGAUGGACUUACGGCAGGAUGGCUUCACCAUCAAAAACCACGAUGGAGAGAUCGUCUUCAGGGUGGCCUUCCAAUCGGGCAUCCUUGACUUGGAGUCGUGCUCCAGGGAAGGUGCAAAUUUAACCUGCACCAGGACUGACAAAGGGAAACUCAAUUUCUUCAUAAAGAUUGUCAACCCCAAAGACACCGUGAUGUGCUAUCGUGUCCGUUGGGAGGAGUUUGUAGCAGACACGGUCGUUGAGCACAAAAUGUUCUGGGGGGAUGCCCACUGGUAUGGAGGUUGCGAGAUGAGCGUACAGCACUGGCCAAUUAUGCUCCCAGGAUACCAGGAACCAAUGCCAUUUGUGACCAGCGAUGUGUAUUCUUUCAGGAACAGCUUUGGGGGCAUCCUGGAGAGGUACUGGUUGUCCUCCAAAGCAGCAGCCAUCAAGAUUAAUGACUCGGUGCCCUUUCACCUUGGGUUCAACGCCUCUGAAAGGUCCCUUGUCUUCCAAGCCAGGUAUAAAGAUUCUCCCUACAAGCCUCCUUUGGGGCAGCAACCUUUCCCAGAGCUGAGCUACCGUGUCUGUAUAGGUUCUGACGUCACUUCCAUCCACAAAUACAUGGUGCGGCAUUAUUUCUACAAACCUUCUAAGAUACCCUCAGAAAAUGCCUUCAAGUAUCCGAUCUGGUCAACCUGGGCCUUGUACAAAAAUGACAUUGACCAGGAGAAACUGCUGCGCUUUGCGGGAAAGAUUAAAAAGUAUAAGUUCAACUGCAGCCAUAUUGAAAUAGACGACACUUACACGCAAGCCUACGGUGACUUUGACUUUGACCCAGAAAAGUUCCCUAAUGUGACAGAAACGUUCAAGAAGCUCAGAGAAGAUGGGUUUCAGAUCACACUUUGGACACACCCAUUCAUAAACUACAAUUCCUCCAACUUUGGGGUGGGAAUAGAGAGGCAGCUUUUCAUCAAGGAGCCAACAGGGAGGCUUCCUGCUAUGGUUGAGUGGUGGAAUGGCAUUGGCGCCAUAUUGGAUUUCACCAACCCUUCAGCCAGGGAUUGGUUUCAGAGCCACUUGAGGCAACUCCGCAACAAGUAUGGCAUAUCAUCCUUCAAGUUUGACGCAGGGGAGAUUAGCUACCUGCCAAAGCAAUUUAGCACCUUCCGCCCCUUGUCAGAUCCCAGCAUUUGGUCUCGGCGCUACACAGAAAUGGCCAUCCCAUUUUAUGAGCUCGCUGAGGUCAGAGUUGGCUACCAGUCUCAGAAUAUCUCUUGCUUCUUCCGGAUCAUUGACCGGGAUUCCGUGUGGGGGUACGAACUUGGGCUGAAGUCCUUGAUACCCACUGUACUGACUAUUAGUAUGCUGGGAUACCCUUUUAUAUCGGCUGACAUGAUUGGCGGAAACUUCUUCCCCAACAAAACAGAUGGGGCAGUAGAAAUCCCAGACCGAGAACUCUACAUCCGAUGGCUGGAGCUGUCAGCCUUCAUGCCUUCCAUGCAGUUCUCCAUCCCACCCUGGCUUUAUGACAAAGAGGUCAUAGAAAUUGCCCUGAAGUUCACAAGGCUCCAUGAGUCUUUGGUUGCCCCCCUCUUGUUGGAGCUGGCCGGGGAGAUUACCGACACUGGGGACCCCAUCAUACGCCCCAUCUGGUGGAUUUCUCCCAGUGACGAGUCUGCGCACAAGAUAGAUUCUCAGUUUCUCAUUGGGGACACCCUGAUGGUGGCUCCUGUCUUGGAGAUGGGCAAGCAAGAGCGAGAUAUUUACAUCCCAGCGGGCAAAUGGCGCAGUUACAAAGGAGAGUUGUUUGAAAAGACACCCACCUUGGUGACGGAUUAUCCUGUUGAUUUGGAUGAAGUAGCUUAUUUUUUGUGGGUCUCCUAACUGGUUUCCACUGCUGCCACCAGCUUUUAAGCUAUGUGAAAGUCAACCAUGCCUUAUUCUAGGAUUGUAACAACAAAUAAUUCUAAUCCGUUAAGGAGGCGGAAGGGGGAAACUGGAAAUGACUCUACAAUAGCCCCUUAAAUAUGCUAUAAAGGUCCAGCUUCAUUUGUGUGAUCUAGAAAUGCUGGGAGAAGGCUAACAAUGUCACAGGAUUUGCACGUUUGAGGAAAUGGUCUUUGCAGCCUCCCCUUGGGAAGCCCAGAACUACCCAGGUCCUCUCUCAGUUGCUUGAUAUGCACAGACUCAGAAGUGUUUCUUCCAUUGUUCAAGGUGUGACUCUGGGGCACUUGUAAUGCCCGAUGCGGUCAUUACAAAUCCAUCUCUAGUGCCUCAGACUGGAUCGAAGUCACAGGCUGUUAGCUAAACGGUCCAGGCUGGAUCUUUCUGUAAGCUGUGGGGAGCUGCUCCCUGCCUUUUUGUUUUUCCAGAUACGAGCCAAGGGACCCUUCACAGCAGGAGCAACAACGCUUGUCCUCCCAGGGGAUGGGUGUUUCUCCAGGUGCGGACGUGUUCAGGGUCACUAUAGGACAACUAGCCUUACGUUUUACAGUGCAGUAAGCUAUUAUUUGAAAAAAAUUCUUUUUUUUCCUGCAGAGGAUAGCUCCAGUGUAUGGUAGGCAUAGAUAUACAUAUAUCUUUUUCUCCUUGUCUGAUGUUAGAUGAGGCUGCAGCACACUUUUAGUUCCCAAGCUGGGCAGUUUACUCAGCUCUGGGGCUUUUGAACUGAAGACAUCUCAGCCUUUCCUCUUGCUGCUAGCCUGCUGUCUUGCUCAGGCACCUGCUGGUUAGCCCCCCCCCAAAAAAACCCCACCUCCAAUAUAUGGAUAACAUGUUUGCACCCACAGCAACAGAUGUGUUUAAAAGGGUGUUUUAAAACUGUUCAAGCCAUUCCUUUCUUAUCUGCAUCUCCUGCUGCUGCUGCUCCUGGGAUAUUUUCAAAGGUGCCUUUGCAGUUUUGUUGUCAUUUGAAGAAUUACUUUCAACUCAUCAACAGUUUCCAGGAAGAGCAUCAGACUCCUCCAGACCAGUAGUGUAGUGGCAAAUUCAGAAGUGCACGGUCUCUUCAUGUUAGUCACAGCCACAUCCCCUUUUUUGCUGCUGGAUUGAGAAUGAGAUCCUCGUUAAUGCCUUCUUCCACAACAACAGACAUCCCUAGGAGCCAAUAAGCGUUAAAGAGGAGCGUGUUAGCUUCUGAGAAGACUCUUCUCAGCGGCUGACUCACGUCCUUUCACUCUGAUUGGCUCCAAUCAGCAGGAAAGUGGCUAGCACACUCCCAUUUCAUGCUAAUUGUCUCAUAGGAUGCUGAAGACAUAGGGACCCUGCUCCCCAAAAAGUAAAGGGUCUAAGACCCCCUGAGACCCUGGACGACUACACCCCUGCUCCGGAGAGACUGCAAGCUCUUGUUGGCAGCCCAUAUGAGGCUACUGGAGGGUGGGAGGUGCAGAGGAUCAAACCUUUACUGCCGAUUUUCCUAAUAAAGGGCAAGGAAUAAAACAGUUAUUCCUGUGCUAAGCAAGGCUGUGCUAGAUGGGGAGGUAUGUGUUUUCUUUUUCCAGAAGACAACUUGAAGCAAAUGCAGCCUGGUGUGGUGUUGCUGUGGGUGGUUAUUGCUGUUUUCAUUAGAAUUUGAUAAGGGAAAUCAUUCUCUCAAAGUCCACUGCAGUCAGUUUUUUGGGGAGUGAGGAGGUAGAAUCUACUGUGCAAAAACUCCUAUUCGGCUCCCCAGAACUGGGCCAUGCUUAGAAAAAUGGGCUAGUCCUAGGAUCUCCCCGUCUUUCCAGAGUGGUAGACUCCGAACAUCAUAAGGACUUUCCCUCCAGUUUCUAUGCCCUCUCCUUGUACGUAUUUAGCUUUAAAGACUCUCAAUCCUGAGAAGAAGGACAUUCUGUGUUGGAGAGAAGCAUGGGAGAUGGCAACCAGGGCCAAAAACAGAAUGUGAAGAAACUGAUUGGUAGGAUAUCCAGGACAGAGCAAACAGCAGAAGAAGCCCUUCACAUAAGAAAGAUUAGUAUAUGGUAAUCAUUGCCACAAGGUGUUUCAAAAGCUUAAAUCCCUUUUAGACAUUCAGACAUUCAUGGAGGGCAGAUCUCGCAAUGGCUAUUAGUCAUGAUGGCUAAGUGGAACCUCCAUGGUCAAAGACAGUAUACCUCUGAAUUCCAGGUGCUGGGGGAACGAACAUUGGGAGGGGCUGUUGCCUUUCUGUCCUUCUUGCAGAUUUCCCAGAGGCAUCUGCUUGACCACUGGGGGAAACAGGAUUCUGGACUUACCUGGCCCUUUGGUCUGGUCCAUCGGAGCUUCCUUGCACAUCCGCACCAUACAUGUAAAGCACCUUACUUUCUGCAAAGAAUCGUGAGAACUGUGGCUCGUUAAGGGUGCUGGGAAUUGUAGCUCUGGGUAGGGUAAACUGCAGUUCCCAGGACUGUGGUGAUGGGGAAGCCAUGUGCUUUAAAUGUGCAUUGAAUGUGCUUUAAAUGUGAGGUGUGGAUGUGACUAACAGUAGAAGAGACAUCACCUAAAAGCCAAGGCAGAAGUCUUCAGGCAUUGUGCUUGUUUAUUCCUGCGUCUGCCCACUUCCCCUGUAAGGCAGGGAGCGAAGUUUGGUCUUUACAAGAAAAUGGGUUCAUGAAUGAGGGAAGCCGAACCCUCUCCCCUCCCCACCCACCCCUCUGCCGUCUUUUGCUUCAAUCAGUUUUGUGCCCAUCCUGACUCAGUUUCCAUGUCGGAACUGGGCUGGUAGAAAAGCACCUGAUGUGACAGAGCACUAGGUUGGGGUGGGGUGGGGUUAAAGCAGGAAAGGGGAGGUUGAGAUAACCUGAGCACUCCUGUAAUUUUUUUUUAAAUCUCCCAGUUCCUU
Molecule: messenger RNA, 5545 nt
Organism: Rhineura floridana
Lineage: Eukaryota; Metazoa; Chordata; Lepidosauria; Squamata; Rhineuridae
Gene: MYORG
Product: myogenesis regulating glycosidase (putative)
Exons: 2
Coding region: 595-2631 (678 amino acids)
Biological process (GO): carbohydrate metabolic process; skeletal muscle fiber development
Molecular function (GO): hydrolase activity, hydrolyzing O-glycosyl compounds
Source: RefSeq, a predicted model, not a curated record